This is a messenger RNA of Penicillium maclennaniae, 2166 nucleotides long. Its product is annotated as FluG domain-containing protein. Lineage: Eukaryota; Fungi; Ascomycota; Eurotiomycetes; Eurotiales; Aspergillaceae. The record is from RefSeq and is a predicted model, not a curated record. The coding region runs from base 1 to 2166 and encodes 721 amino acids. The transcript is spliced from 7 exons.
AUGCCAUCCAGAACGACAAAUACUGACCGUGGUUUGGCAAAUGUCCAUGCCGACUUCCUCAGUCAUGUAGCCGCGCUCAAGCAAGUAACCAACCGGCCGGCUCCGCUGUCGGUCGACCAACAUGCCGCGCAUCGGAAGAAGAUGGAGGAUGUCCGUUACAUCAAGCCGAAGUAUGCACUCGAAACGCAGAUCAACAUUAGUACCAUACAGAGGAAAUGGCAGAGGUAUUGCGAAGAGAUGAAUUUUGGAGACUGGAAAGAGAAGAUCAAGAGAAUACACCGGACCCUGAUGCAGGACUUCUUCCUCUGGCAGCUGUACACCAACGUCACCGGAAGCUUCGUCGAUCGAAAUGACAUGAAGGAAGUCUAUAAGUACCAUGCAAUCGUUCUGAUCCCUCGCUUUGGCCUGCGGGCACCCAACAUCGAUGGUAAACCGGUCCUGAACGUUGACUCGUUGCUGGCGAUCCUUACUUUCAAUAUUGCGUUUGACACCGGCACCUUUCCGCUCGAGCUACAGCGUGUGAAUUUGUCAGGCUGCUACAUGGUUUUAUGCUAUACUGGAGCGCGGCCUGCUGAGCUGGUGAACAAUGAGAAGAAGCGGCCCAAAGAUGGCUCGUUCGAGAAGCUUUUUGGUUCGAAGGUCAUCAUGUCCAACAAUGAAGACGGAGAGGCGACGGACGAAAGUUCAAGCAAGCUUGAUUCGCUUCUCUGCAAAGAGACCAUUGGACGAGACCGUCCGAAAGCCCUCUGUUACGAGGAUAUUCUCAUGAUGAUCGUCCGCGACCCCGUGACGGGGCGAUGUGUCCCGGCCAUGUCCAUCAAGUUUAUCCAUCACAAGGGAUGUGAUAACAAGCCAAAGCCGACUAUCUUCUUCUUCACCCUUGCUAGAAAGGUGAUCUUCUGUCCCAUCUUACUCUUCCUCUCUAUUGCGCUGUUUGAUCACGCAUUUGACGCGGAGUGCUUGGAGGAUGCAAAGUCUCUGCUUGGAACGGAAGUUCCAAAUGGUAGACAGUGCUUGCCGCUGCGAUGGAAGAAGUCCAAGCUGAAAACACCGUUCUUUCGCCGGGUCGUCCGUGAUGGCAUCUUGUCUGAAGAUGAGGCUAUGUUCUAUUCCACGCUUAAGGAUAAUAUGAGUCGGCAGAGCCUAGAAGCGGGAUUCGAGAAAGCUUGGACGCCUAGAUUUGGACGGCGAGGUGCUGCUAACGCUGCUAAUGGGAAUGCACCGGAUGCUGUUCGCGAUCAGAUGAUGAGGCACGAUCCUAAGUUCUACACGUUCCAAGACGCCUAUCUUAACCAGAUCGCCAACUUCGACCUUCAAAAUGCCUUCCUCGAGGAGGAGAUGGAAAACCAGCUGUUUCGAGUGUUCGCACACGUCGGCCUGACCCGGGAUCGUCGCGCCACCAGAGACAUGGUCCCCGCCGAGGUAUGGGCAAACUUGCCGCCAGACCCAGAGAUCACCGCUCCGGAAGAGCAGCGAGCGGAGCUCAAGCAGGGCCAGUAUCAAUUUCGAGGCCUGGAGAACGAGUCACAAAUUCGAAAACUCACGGACACGAUCAGAACCAAACGGGCGCAGCACGAGAAAAAGAUCGUGGAGGAGUAUCGGAGGUACUACUUCUAUCACAGUCCGACCUGGGAACUGGAGAGGCAAGCACGGGGGGAACAGACACAAGAAUAUGCAGAACCAGCUGUUGAUCUCCUCAUCCCCGAGCGUGCGAGGCUAGCCGAGCUUCUGUGUCACCAACCGAAGGACCUGACUAACGAGCAGCUGUUCCAGCGAAGAGUCGAGGUUUUGGACUUACAUGAAGCCGGACCUGAAGCCGGAUGCGAGCCCGCGCCUGACCCGUUUCCGCUCCUUAUGGAUACCAACCAGUGCCCCGAGUGUUUUGGAGAUGAGCGACUGACGCCAGGGCAGCGAAAGUUCCGGUACUGUCGACCAACAAAAAGAAAUGACCAUUUCGAUGACCAACACUUGCAGGGCAAGGAGCUUGCCGAACAGCUUCGUCAACGCAUCCUAUGUAAUUCCUGCAAAGUGAUGUUAGAGAGCGUGGAUCAUUUCAGGACCCAUGUGCAGUUGGUCCACGGAAUCAAGCUUCGGCCGUCCGAUGAAGCCCAGAAGCGGCGGGCUCGAAAGCACAAGCUCCGGCGGUCACGACCGAAGACAGCCUAA